UUAUUAUUUAUUUGUCCACAUGUUGACCGAAAUUGUGUACUAGUUACGAAGUCCGAAGACCCUGGUUUAGCCAAUAAAAUUCUCCAGUAUAUCUAAAGUUAUAGUUUAUGGAAAAUUCGAUUGAGGUUCCUUUCACAACGACUAGUCGUUCUCUCAACCAGCUGGGUGUAAGGAAUCCACCAGCUGCUAGUAAUAAUAUGAAGUUCGAAUGCCAGAAGAGCGUCAACAUCAUCUGCGAGAAAACGGUACGAUACUCAUUUGUCAGCCAUCUCUCCGCUGCUUUAAGCCGGGAAGGCAUCUCUGUGUCCGUAAAUGAUGAAGAUUUUCAGAAUCAGACGGUGAAUGAUUGGGCUACAGUUUCAGUGGUGGUUAUUUCGGACCUGGAGAAGCCAUGGUUCGCUAAGUUGACCAAGGUUACUGAGCGUAUGGACAACAACGGGCACCUGGUGGUUUCGGUGAUCUACGGCGUCGAUCCAUUGAACCGUGGCUUCCAUUUGGUGAGAGAAUUUCUGAAGGCAAGAAACAUAAAAGCCCACCGAUCUAGGAGCUCGACUGAUACCAAACACAGCGACUCUGAACUAGUGGAAGAGAUCGUUGGAGAGGUGUAUGAGAUGCUCUUUCCCACGGAAAGAAUCGGAAUUUACUCGAAGCUAUUGGAGAUUGAAGACUUGCUGUGCAAGCAACCGUGGGGCAUCCUCCGAAGCAUGGGAUUGUGGGGUAUACCAGGGAUAGGCAAGACGACGCUUGCUAGAGCAGUCUUUGACCGUAUGUCAAAUGAUGACUACGACGCUUUUUGCUUCAUUGAAAACUUUGAUGAAGCAUUUCUUAAGAAGGGACUUCACGGUUUGGUCGAUGAAAAAAUUGGUAAAGUUCUAAAGGAAAAGUUUGGCAUAAACAGUUCUUACAUUAUGAGACCGAGCCUUCUUAAGACCAAACUAUGCGAUAAAACGAUUCUUGUUGUUUUGGACGACGUGCGUGAUCCUUUGGCAGCAGAGUCUUUCCUUGGAAGGCUCGAGUGCUUUGGUCCCGGAAGCUUGAUCAUCAUGACCUCUAGGGAUAAGAAUGUGUUUCCAUUUUGUUAGAUCAGUCAAAUAUAUGAGGUUAGAGGUUUAAAGGAGCACGAAGCGCUGCAGAUAUUCUCUCAAAGCGCAUUCGGAAAAACGGCACCGGAGCAGAAUCGCAUGGAAAUGUCAAUGAAGGUGAUUGCCUAUGCUAAUGGAAACCCGUUGGCUCUCGAAAUUUAUGGCCAAGAGCUUAAAGGGAAGAUGUCAGAAAUGGAUGCUGCAUUCGUCAAGCUCAAGAAAGAUCCGCCGCACACGAUUCGCGAUGGCCUAAGGAGUGUAUAUAAUUCACUUGGGAAGAACAUCUUUUUGGACAUUGCUUGUUUCUUCAGGGAAGAGAAUGUCAACUAUGUGGUCCAAAUGCUUGAAGGAUAUCGUUACUUCCCACGCAUUGGAAUAGAUGUUCUUGUGGAGAAAUGUCUGGUAAAUAUUUCAGAAAAUGUAUUGCAAGUAAGUAAUCUGAUCGAAGACAUGGGCCAAGAUAUCCUCAAUGGAGAAACUGAAAGGUGCACCAGAAUGUGGGAGCCUUCUAAGAUCAGAUAUCUACUAGAAGAUGAUAUAGUCAAAGCAAGUGGAGGAUCCAAAGCAACCCCUGUAAGAGCAUCAUUAACGCAGGACAUCGAAAGCAUGUCUCUAGACACGUCGGACUUGAAAAUUGAUGUCAAACACGACGUCUUCAAAAAUAUGUUUAAUCUCAGAUACUUGAGGAUAUACAAUUCUAGCACUAAAGAUGUCACUGGACUCAACUUUCCCAAUGGUCUUGGUUCUCUACCUUGUCAGCUAAGGCUCCUCCACUGGGAGAACUAUCCCUUGCAAGCUUUACCACAAAAUAUUGACUUCGGCCACCUUGUUGAGCUCAGUAUGCCUUAUAGCCAGCUUCAGGAACUCGCGGCAAUAACCACCAAGAACCUAAAAAUGUUGAAGAGGAUCAGGCUUCGUCACUCCCAGCAGCUAGUUAGAUUUGAUCAACUUUUAUAUGCUGGAAACAUCGAGCUAAUUGAUCUCCAAUAUUGUACAAGACUUGAGCGUUUUCCAGACACGAGUGAGUUACAACAUCUCAGAGUUGUUAAUCUCUCAGGUUGCACAGAGAUCAAAAGUUUCCAAGGAGCUCCACCGAAUAUUGAGGAGUUACAUCUCCAAGGAACCAGUAUAAGUGAAAUACCAAUAUCCAUGGUGACCCACUCCUCGCAAGUAAAGCUGGACCGCAAGAAGCUUCUGAGUAUUCUUGAUGAGUUUGAGGAUGAUGAGCAUAUCGAUUUGGAGAGUGUAACAAAUAUGGCUAAAGUAAGCUCAUGUACUCGAGGUUUUGGCAAGCUUGUCCACUUGAAUAUGAAAGAUUGUUCCAAAUUGGAAUGUCUUCCUGACAUGGUCAGUUUAGAAUCUCUUCAAGUUCUUCUUCUGUCUGGCUGCUCAAGGCUUGGGAAAAUUAAGACUUUCCCAAGAAACAUGAGAAAGCUAUAUAUUGGUGGCACCGCUGUACGAGAAGUGCCACAGCUUCCCCAAACUCUAGAAUUCUUGAAUGCUCAUGGCUGCAAGUGUCUCGAGUCAAUUGAUUUUGAUUUUGAGCAGCUUCCUAGGCACUACAUCUUCAGUGAUUGUUAUAGCCUUUCUUCACAACUGAUAGCUAAGUUCUUAGAGAAAGGUCUGACAAGAGUAGCAAAUUUAGCACGAGCAAAACAACAGGAACUCAACGAGGCACCUGAAGUCAGCAUGUGUAUUCCUAUAAAGGCACGUCACAGAGCCUUGUUUAGUUUGCAAUUUUCUUCAAACGCAAAGAUAGACUUACCUCCGUUGAUACAAAAAUCUCUUUCUGGCUUCGCUAUGUCAGUUGUGGUAUCAUUUAAGGAAGAUUACCACAAUGCCUUAGGUUUUGGGAUUAGAUGCGUAUGUACAUGGAAGUCUGGAGACGACGAGCCUGAUCGAAUAUUAGAGAGAUUUUAUCAGUGUUGGGCCCCUCUGGAAGUUCCAAAAGUUGAACGGGAUCACAUCUUUGUCUUCUACGACACGGGAAUGCAUCCUAGUGCUAGUGAAGACAGCCGUCCCGAAGUCACAUUUGAAUUCCACACAGUGAGUUGGGGAAACAAGCUUUUAGGUGAUACUUGCAGGGUGACGGAAUGUGGUGUCCAGGUAAUUAAACCUCCAACAGAUGGAAUAACAACUGAAAGUGAAGCUAUAAGAAUUAUUGAAGAUGAUCUUCCUUCUCGUCCUUCUUCCAGAGAGCCAGAGGCAAAGACUCGUUCUCUUUCAUCCAGAGAUAUGUUGCGGAAGUUGGUAGGUUGUUUUUCGCGGGUGAAGAAGAGUAGAAAAGAUAGAACCAAAACGCUAACAGAUCGUGAACGCAGUGAACGCGAGGCUUUCAAAUUAGCCCUGAACACUGCGGAGAAUGCUGCGGCGAACGCUGUUGUAAUUAUUUGAGUCUCGCCAGCGGCAACUUCUGCUCUUAUUCUACUCUCACCACCGUGGUAUUUUUCAUUAUUUUCUUUGUUCUCCAUGUUUCUUUUUUUGGUCGCUAGUCUCUACCGCUGCGUUUACGUACCGAACAUGGCUAUUGUUGUUGUAAACUACCGGAAAUUGCAGGCCAUCUUCAUCUCUUCUUUGUUUACUUUGUUUUUGCGUUUUUGUUCUAGAAUAAGAGAAAACGUUUUUGGACUUAGAAAGCUUAGAGUGAAAUAGAUGGAGAAACUGAUUUUUCCCAUACAACAAACAUCUCAUAGCACAUAUUUAUACAAUAUCUUAGCAUUUUUAGUUAAAACUUAAAAAACAGUUUCUUAACUUCUACUAAGAACCCCACUCUGAAAACUUCAGGUUAAUCAUGGUCUAAGAACCGGUUUUUAGCAUUUUUAGUUAAAAGUUAAGAAACAGUUUCUUAACUUCCGCUAAGAACCUUACUCUAAGAACUCCGGGUUAAUCAUGGUCUAAAAUUUUGCACUGUUCGCGGCCCCCACCAACACGUGGCGGCCCGCGAUUGGUGCGUUUUUUAAUUUUUGUUUUUUUUAGUCAGAAAAAAAAAAAAUUUAGAAACCCUUAAAUGGGUUUUAGGGAUAAUGGUGCUCUAAAAGCAUAAUUAAUGGGGUUCUUAGAGUGAUGUUCUUAUCGGAAUAUAAGAACCCCGGUGAUCAGGCUCUAAUCUCUGUUCACUCCACUCCUUACCUAUACUUUUAGUUCUAGACUUGGACUAAAAUAUCAAGCCAAACACAAACACUACAAGAAAACAGGGGGAUUCAGAUGGCUGAAAUGGUCAGAAAUUCGUCGGGAAUAGACCGAUUCCGACGAAUUUCUGACGAACCAAUUCGUCGGUAUCAUUUUGUCAGAAAAAAGUAUUCGUCGGAAUUUCGUCAGACCUUCCGAUGACUUUCUGACGAAUACCGAGAAACGUCAUUCUGACGAACUUACGACGAUAUUCCGAUGCGGACACACGAGACCAGAGUUCAUCGGAAAGACUAUAUACCGACGGAGAACGUUCCUCGGAUUAUACCGACGAACGUAGUCCUCGGAAAAUACCGACGGACUAUGGGGCGUUGGAAGAUACCGACGGACAAUGGUUCGUCGGAAUAUUUCGAGGAACCCUCUCCGUCGGUAUUUUCCGACGAACCAUAGUCCGUCGAUAUAGUCCGACGCCCACAAUUCGUCGGAAUAUAUCAAUUUUAAAAAAUAAUUAAUUUUGCAUUUUUAUAUAUUUUUUAUAUUAAAAAUUAAUUAA
Brassica napus (rape) is the source of this 4761-nucleotide messenger RNA. RefSeq names its product protein DA1-related 4-like. Gene Ontology annotation, biological process: defense response. The record is from RefSeq and is a predicted model, not a curated record. Gene Ontology annotation, molecular function: ADP binding. Lineage: Eukaryota; Viridiplantae; Streptophyta; Magnoliopsida; Brassicales; Brassicaceae.